AUGAUCAGACCUUUAGUUGAAGCAGAAGCAAAAACAGACGACCAAGAAGAGCGGCUGCUGUUUGAGGGGCCACAAAAGACGACCAAGAAGCUGCAGCUAAGCGGUCGCAUUGACGCGUUGGUUCGACUUGCAGUCCACCGCAUGGAGUACGCUGCGGUUGAGAUCGGUCCAGCCGGGUCGCUCUUAUACAGAAAAUUCCUCCUGGACGCGGCGCGACUCGCCGUCGCGCCGCCAGACCCUAGUGACAGCGCUUCGGUUGCACCGCCAUUCGCCGCGCCGCAGACUCCCAAGGCGAAGACGAAGCGCGGAAGGUUCGCGUCUCCGCUUUCGCCGCGGCCUUCGCCGCCGCCGGCGCCGGCAGCUGCAGCAGCGCAAGACCUCGUCGUCGUCCCCCUUUCCCCAUGGCACCAGGUCCCUCUGCGCCUUUCCGCCGCCGCCGCCGCCGCCUCCCAUGCCGCCGCGCCAGCGACGACGGGAACAGGGCAUGAUGGAAGUCAAUACGGAAAAGCGUCCGGUGGUAGAUUAGAGGGCUUCGACAAGAGCAUUCUGAAUUCGGCCAAAGUUACACUCUUCCCCGCGAUUCGCGCGGCAGCGGCUGCAGGCGCCGAACCGGCGGUUACUAAUGGUAGCUCCUCCGCCGCCUCCUCCGCUGCUUCCUCCGCGGGCCCCGCGGAACCACCCCCGGGUGACGGCGCUGGCGGCGGCGGCGGCGAAUUCUUCCGCAUGGUUUGCGCCGUUCCGCGCGGCACGUGGGCGCAGGUAGAGCUGGCGGUGGGGGAGUCUCCGCACCAUCCGCUGCGGGUGCGCGGAGUGAACGAUCUCCCCUCUCAUUACAAUCACAACCUUCAGUGGAACGUCGGCUUCCUCCCGCAGACUUGCUGCUGCUUCGAUAUAGACCAACUCGACGGUACUACAAGUAACGCUAGUACUAUCAGUGGUGAUAGCGAUGGUGACGGCGGCUUCUUUACGCCGCGAUCGCUAAGUGCGGCGGGAACGGCGGAAAAGCGGCGCUCGUUUGGCGGAAGCGUUACGGGCGGAGGCGCACACGGUCCCCUGGAGGUGGUGGAUAUCGGGGGAGCGCGGGCGGAAGUGGGGCAGGUGUAUCUGGUUAAGGCUCUUUUGGCGUUUCUGGUUAUUAUGGACCUUCCUUGCUCCAUUUCCUUACGGGAGAAGCCCGUGCCUCUCAGCCGUACGAUUUCCGUUAUCAACGGUGCACAUGCCGCCUGGAAAGACGCCCAUGGGUCUGCCUUCAUGCCACCUCAGCAGCAGCAGCAGCAGCAGUUAGCGGACCCCAACCAGCAAGAUGCAAUGCUUCUAAGCCAGCUGCGGGAAUCGGUGGACUGCACACUGAGGAGGGGGAAGGAGGAGGAGGAGGAGGAGGAGGAGGAGGAGGAGGAGGAGGAGGAGGAGGAGGAGGAGGAGGAGGAGGAGGAGGAGGAGGAGGAGGGAAAAGGGGAGGAGGGAAGAAGGGAGGAGAAGGGAAGAAGGGAGGAGAAGGGAAGAAGGGAAAAGCUAAGGGAAGCAAACCAUCUCGUGUUGAUCACACUCGAUCCUCAUCCUCCCCUGUAUGGCUAG
Closterium sp. Naga37s-1 is the source of this 1575-nucleotide messenger RNA. The record is from the annotation of a GenBank genome assembly. NCBI's taxonomy places the organism in Eukaryota, Viridiplantae, Streptophyta, Zygnematophyceae, Desmidiales, Closteriaceae.